AUGUGGAACGCUUCAAAUGUCAGCAUUCGUUCUCAGGGUUUUUUCCAUAAUCAUAUAUGGCGCUGGCAUCCUCUUCUCAAGAGAAGCAUCUCUGAUUCCUCAACUAAUGCAAAGAUUGAUCUUAUGAAUCAUAUUGGCUUAUACAUUGCUACUAAUAAUGUUGACAUACCCACCUGGUCCCUUACAUCCAAUGGGAGAUUCUCAGUCAAAUCUCAUUAUUCUUUCCUUAACACCAGAGGAAUUUUAUCUGCUUAUUAUAAAACUGUUUGGAAUCCAGUAAUGCCAAGUAAAUUCCAAUUCUUCACAUGGCUUCUAUCCAGAAACAGGUUGCAUACAAAAGAAAAUCUUAUAAAGAAGGGAUGGCAAGGAGACUCUACAUGCAUUUUAUGUGGUUUAUUUUUGGAAUCUUGUGAACACUUGUUUUUUGAGUGUAGUCUUACCAAAUCCGUAUGGAAACAUUUCUGUGACUCUUACCUCCCUUUCAUAUGGCCAGCAUCUUUAUAUGAACUCCUUAAGGUUGUUGAAUCCCUUCGCCACUCUGAUGGGAUUUUAUGGCGAUCAAUUUUCUCUGCAGUGUGUUGGAGCUUAUGGACAACAAGAAAUAAAUCUAUUUUUGAAAAUUCAGUAUUCUCUGCUACUUCUAUCAUCAACUCAGCAAUUUCUAAUUUACAUGAAUGGUCAGGUCCUGGAAGAGGGAAGAAGGCACUAAAGCUAGCAGCGGUGUUAGAAGAAAGACCAAUCUUGCGGAGCAACAGUAUUUAG
Molecule: messenger RNA, 762 nt
Organism: Asparagus officinalis (garden asparagus)
Lineage: Eukaryota; Viridiplantae; Streptophyta; Magnoliopsida; Asparagales; Asparagaceae
Exons: 1
Coding region: 1-762 (253 amino acids)
Source: RefSeq, a predicted model, not a curated record